CGCCGGGGCGGGGCCAUGACGCGCGCGCCUCGUGACCCCGCUCGCGGCCUGCGCCCAAGGAAGCCGGAAGCGACGGCCGUCAGCUGCGCCGGCUCGCUGGGGAGAGGCGGGUUGAGUGCUUUGGGGUUUGCGGACCCCGCGAUGGAGCUAGACGCGCCAGUCGCGUGGCGGAGGUCGUUGCUUUUGCGGCGGCUGCUGCUGGUGCCGCUUCUGUGGUCGGGGCUGGUUCUGGGAGCGCUCGCUGUGGUCAGCAGCCCCCACAGGGUCCUCCACGACCUCCUGUCGGAGCAGCAGUUGCUGGAGGUGGAGGACUUGUCCCUGACCCUGCUGCAGGGCGGAAGGCUGGGGCCACUGUCGUUACCCCCGGACCUGCCGGAUCUGGAUCCCGAGUGUCGGGAGCUGUUACUGGACUUCGCCAACAGCAGCGCAGAGCUGACCGGGUGCUUAGUGCGCAGCGCCCGGCCGGUGCGCCUCUGUCAGACCUGCUAUCCCCUCUUCCAACAGGUCGCGAACAAGAUGGACAACAUCAGUCGAGCCGUGGGGAAUACGUCAGAGAGUCAUAGUUGUGCCAGAAGCCUCUUAAUGGCAGAUAGAAUGCAGAUAGUUGUGAUUCUGUCUGAGUUUUUUAACUCUACAUGGCAGAAGGCAAAUUGUGCAAAUUGUUUAACGAACACAAGUGAAGAAUUGUCAAAUAGCACGCUAUAUUUCCUCAGUCUAUUUAAUCACACUUUGACCUGCUUUGAGCAUAACCUUCAGGUGAGCGUACACAGUCUUAUGCAGUUAAGGAAUUAUUCAGAAGUUUGCAAAAACUGUCGUGAAGCAUACAAAACUCUGAGUAGUCUAUACAAUGAAAUGCAAAAAAUGAAUGAACUUGAAAAUAAGGCUGAAUCUGGAACACAUUUAUGCAUUGAUGUGGAAGAUGCAAUGAACAUUACUCGAAAACUUUGGAGUCGAACUUUCAAUUGUUCUGUCCCUUGCAGUGACACAGUGCCUGUAAUUGCUGUUUCUGUAUUCAUUCUCUUUCUACCCAUUGUCUUCUACCUUAGUAGCUUUCUUCACUCAGAACAAAAAAAACGGAAACUCAUUCUACCCAAACGUCUCAAGUCCAGUACCAGCUUUGCAAACAUUCAAGAAAAUUCAAACUGAAAUCUACAAAACGGAGAAUUAACGUCCUGUUCCAUGGGUGAAUGGUAGGAGAUGCAGCUUGGUCCAAAAGAAGAUAAACUGAUUUGACAAGUCAAGUUCCUAAGAAAUGCAAGGACUUCAGAUUUAUUUUUAAAUAAGGAUUUUCAAUUUUUCUUUCCUUUUUUGUUCCUUUUUUAAGGGUUUGGGUAUUUUUAAUUUCCAGGCCAAGUAAUGUUGUCUAUUUAAAAAAAGAGUAUUUGUUACAAUAACAAAAGAUGCAAGGACAAUCUUUGUUUUGUUUUGUAGGCAUAUUAUUACUACUUGAGACUUCUGGUAUCUCCUUAUUAAUAUAGUAUUUUAGUAGCAAAGUUUUUGAAAACUAACAUUUAAAAAUUAAUUAAUUAUAGCAAAGACUUUGAAAAAGAAAUAUACUUGCCAAAAAGUAGCAGGUCCAAAGAUUAAGUUAAAUUACCAUUGCAGUAUUAUUGUUUUAUAUAUAUAUUUAAUAUGUCAUACAUUACAAAUAAUAUGUAAUUCAAUCUCUAGUUUACUUUAAGUGAUUUUUGAAACCACUAGUUAGAAACCUCCCUAACAAUUUUUAGAAGCAGGAAGGCACAUUACAUUUAUCUUUGUAAAAAGAUUUACGGUAACUGGUUUCUUACUUAACUUUUAUAAAUAGUGUUGUAUUUUACACCUUAUUUUUGCCUUUAUUUCUUAAAUAAUUUGAAAUCACUGGACUGCUGUAUUAUAUUCAGGGCAAGAUGGAUUCUUUUUCUACCAGGGAUUUGCAUUGUGAAUUACAUUAAGUUAUUUGGCAAUUUAUAAUUUAUUACUACUUUAAAUCAAAUGUAGCAUUCUCACAAUAUGUAUUUAAGUUGUUAUUUUUUUUUUUUUUUAAAUGGAGAUUCUCUUGGGAUAUAUGGAGAUUUUUGGAGGGGAGAGAGAGGAGGGGUAAAAAAACCUUAAGGUUCAGAAAAUAGGGACGUGGGGGUGCUCACGAGAAGACUGUCGAAUGGUUCAUGUUGAGGGCAUGAGUUAAGAUGAGUCUGAUACAGAAAGCAGUUAGGUUAAGAUGCCUGUUUUUUUCUAAAUUAUUUAAAUCAGUUAAACGUGAUAUGAUAGAAAUGAAGUCAGAUAUUUCACUAUCAGAAUGCAAAUUCUAUUUUGGGAUGUUUGUAUCAACCUUUCUAGAAAAAAGCUUCAUUUCAGAAUUGUUCACAGUUUUUUUCCCUCAGGUUUUUAGUGUUAGGUAUUUCAUUUGUUAAUUCCUUCUUGCUUUCUUGGUGGAAAUAGGCUUUGUUCUAAAUGUUGAGAAUGUGAAGCCUGCUCUGUAUAGAACAAGAAUUAGGUUAAAUAGUACAAGAAUUUUAAUCCCUUCAUAUAUAGUAAAAUGCUCCAUAAAGAGGCAAGAAAGUGUUUUUAAUUUUUUUUAAUGUUUACUAUGUAUGUAGAGUUGAAAAAGAAGGCUUAUCUUUGGAUAUGUAACAUAUCCAAAAGCCGUUACAGUUUUUCUAGUUGGCUGUGAUCCAUUUAAAAUGUGCUGGGGUUUAUUCUGUCAUUGUCAUUGUUCAUGCUGCUGAUACUAAUAACACUGUCUUGAUUUGAAGCAUAUAGUUGAGGGCCAUUGAAAGCAAUCUUUCAUUAAUGCAGAUAAAACCAGUUUACAUAUGCAAAGUUACAAAAUGGCAUAUUUGAAUCUGUAAGUAGUGACUCUUUGAUCACCUUUCAAUGUUAUGUAUUUCUAAAAACCAUUGCUAUUGGGUAUGGUUGCAAAUAAGCACUUUAGAAAAGAAAAGAUAGCCUUUGCUAUUUUUCUGGUUGAGUCAUUGCUCUUUCAACAUAGCAUCAGCAAUAGAUUUCAAAAAUAAGUAUUAAGCAUUACACUGAAGUGUGUAAAUACUUCAUUUUUUAGUCAUACGGAUAAAUUCUUUGCAUAGUUUUAAAUUCUGAGACACAUAAGCAUAUGUGUGUGCAUCUUUAGCUUUUUGACACUUUGAAAUAAAGGAAGUAACUUAAAAAAACUGCAGUGCACCAUAUUUGAUUUUUUUAAGAUAUAUUUUUAAAACUUCAGAUGUAAUUGAACGUCACACAUCAGUUUUUCAGGCAUUGAGUUUAAAUGCCUACUUUAAAAGUACCAUCUAAUCAUUUUGUUGUUAAUACAAAUGUACUUUUGGAUUGUU
This is a messenger RNA of Neofelis nebulosa (Clouded leopard), 3305 nucleotides long. It is a transcript of the gene OSTM1, whose product is annotated as osteoclastogenesis associated transmembrane protein 1. Gene Ontology annotation, cellular component: cytosol. The transcript has 6 exons. Lineage: Eukaryota; Metazoa; Chordata; Mammalia; Carnivora; Felidae. The record is from RefSeq and is a predicted model, not a curated record. Gene Ontology annotation, biological process: osteoclast differentiation. Bases 16 to 1146 code for a protein of 376 amino acids.